AGAGGUGAAAGGGGAGGCGGCCGGUGGAGAGGACCGGCCUGGCUGCUGCUGCAGCUGCUGCUGCAACCCUGUGCUGGUGGCGGUGCCUAGGCGGUGGCCGGUGGGUCCCGGCAGCCUCGGGCCUUGCUCCCCCGCACCUCCCGAGCCGCGGCAUGUCGGAGGGCAGCUCGAGCGGCGGCCCCGGCGGGGUGCGACCCGCCUUCUCCGGGCCCCGGGGCCUCAUCGGCAGGCGGCCCGCCACCCCCAUCACACCCGGACGUCUGCCCUCCAUCCGCUCCCGGGACCUCACCCUCGGAGGGGUCAAGAAGAAAACCUUCACUCCCAAUAUCAUUAGCCGGAAGAUCAAGGAAGAGCCCAAGGAGGACACCUCGGUCAAAAAGGAGAAGCGAGAGAGGGACCGAGACCGCCAGCGCGAUGGCCACGGACGCGGCCGGGGUCGGCCAGAGGUGAUUCAGUCCCACUCCAUCUUUGAGCAGGGCCCUGCAGAGAUGAUGAAGAAGAAAGGCAGCUGGGAUAAGACGGUGGAUGUGUCGGACUUCGGGCCGUCCCAUAUCAUCAACAUCAAAAAGGAGAAGAGGGAGACCGAUGAAGAGACCAAACAGAUCCUGCGCAUGCUGGAAAAGGAUGAUUUCUUGGAUGACCCCGGCUUGAAGAAUGACACUCGCAACAAGCCCGUGCAGCUCCCGCUGGCCCACUCGGGCUGGCUGUUUAAGGAGGAGAGCGAGGAGCCGGAUGCCCAACCUUUGUCGGGAAACGCCAAAGAGGAGGACAUGGAGGUAGAUGUGCCCAUUGUAAAAGUCAAGGAAGAACCUCGGGAUGAGGGUGAAGAGACCAGUACGGAGGCACCCGCUAAGGCCGCCAGGAAGGCGCCGGGACUCCCUCGAGAUGUGUCCGUAUCGGAGCUGCUUAAGGAGUUGAGCCUGGCCAAGGAGGAAGAGGAGUUACUCUUCCUGCAGCUCCCGGACACGCUUCCCGGCCAGCCUCCAACUCAGGACGUGAAACCCAUUAAGACUGAGGUGCAGGGCGAAGACGGACAGAUGGUGCUGAUAAAGCAGGAGAAGGACCGGGAAGCGAAGCUGGUGGAAAACGUGUGUACCCUGAGCGAUCUGUCAGAAGGCCAGGUGGGAAAGCUACUCAUCCGCAAGUCCGGGAAGGUGCAGCUCCUCCUGGGCAAGGUCACCCUGGACGUAACGAUGGGCACCCCCUGCUCCUUCCUGCAGGAGCUGGUGUCCGUGGGCAUCGGGGACGGCAGGACGGGUGAGAUGACCGUCCUGGGCCACGUGAAACACAAGCUGGUGUGCUCCCCCGAUUUUGAAUCCCUCCUGGAUCACAAACAGCGGUAGCCAGGAGUCGGGAGGAACAGAGACAGCCGAUACCGGAGCUGCCCUCGGCCCCCGGAGUCCCAUUCCCCGGCAGCCACAGAACCGGGAGGCGUCUCCUCGACGCCCCAGCCCGGUCUCGGGACCGAACUGUCCGUCUCUGCCUCCGUCCCCCUAGAGCCCGGAGGGGUCGCGUGGCUCCCUCUCCCACCAGCUCGAUGGCUCUGUCGGCCUGACCGGAAACGGGCCCUCCCCACUCUAUUUAUUAUAUUUAUGUUUUUCUGAUC
This is a messenger RNA of Ornithorhynchus anatinus (platypus), 1606 nucleotides long. RefSeq names its product RNA polymerase III subunit D (gene POLR3D). The coding region runs from base 153 to 1343 and encodes 396 amino acids. Gene Ontology annotation, molecular function: DNA binding. Gene Ontology annotation, cellular component: RNA polymerase III complex. NCBI's taxonomy places the organism in Eukaryota, Metazoa, Chordata, Mammalia, Monotremata, Ornithorhynchidae. The transcript is spliced from 8 exons. Gene Ontology annotation, biological process: transcription by RNA polymerase III. The record is from RefSeq and is a predicted model, not a curated record.